AUGGCCGAUCCUCUCAGUGUGAUCGGCACUGUGAUCGGUCUCAUAACAGCUGCGGACGCUGCUUACGACAAAAUCAAGGCGAUCAAAGACCUACCCGAGGCGUUUGCGGAAGUUAGCCUACGACUUCCCAUCGCUCGAGAGAUUCUUAGGAAAAUCGACGAAAAGUACGAGAACCUCUCCGUAGCGACCGCCAAAAUCAUCGCUCCCAUCAUCGAGUCGUGCUUCAAGAAUGCCGAGGCCUUGAAAACCAUACUGGAGGCGCUUCCACCACCCAAAGAUGCGACUUCAAAUUGGGACUCCAUUGUUAAGAAAUACAUUUCUAUCAUAAAGAUUCGGGGGAAAAAGGAACGUGUGGAAACCUUGACCAGGAACAUACUAAAGGACAUUCAACUAUUGGCGGACCACGAGACGAUCAGAGAGGCAGCAGAUCAAAGUCAGCUGAAGAAGUUGGAGGAUGCUAUCAAGGCCAUUGAGGACGUAGAGGCGUCCAUCUCGGAUGAAUUAUUGGAAGAAAGCCGAGGUGUAAACAUUACGCAUGGAGGACAAGGUGCUCAGAACUUUCAAGUUGGCGACAACAACAAGCAAUUUAGCCAUUUCGGCACUGGUCACGUCAUUGAGACUGCUAAUUUCGGGCCAUCGUCAGAAAACAGGAAAGCCAAGGCUUUAAAACGACUCAACAGUCCAUCUUGCAGGGAGCACAAGGAUCGAAACCCGAAGGCUACUGCAAAUACUUGCAAAUGGUUCACUGAACACACGAAAUUCAAUGACUGGCUCGGCGAUAAUCACUCACCUCUGCUUUGGGUCUCUGCAGACCCUGGUUGCGGAAAGUCUGUUCUAGCGAGACACUUGAUAGACCAAGUUCUCCCUAGCUUGCGUCAAUCUUCCAUGAUCAUCUACUUCUUUUUCAAGUAUGGUAACGAGGACCAAGAACACGCAUUGAAAGCUGUAAAAGGCCUUUUGGAUCAGCUUUUGAGGAAUGGCUCGCCCCUCUUUGCGGAAAGUAUCUUGAAUUCACUCGAAGAACUUGGCGAAACAAAAUUAGACAGCUUCAGUGAGCUUUGGAAUGUCUUACAUCGCGUCAUGCGUCAUCGGAAAUCCGACAAAAUUAUCUGCGUGCUGGAUGCGCUGGACGAAUGCAAGGAAGGGUGGGACGACUUGGCGAGGGGCCUAGGCGAUAUCGCUAAAAGCCGAUCCGCUUCUACAAGGAUCUUGCUGCUCAGCAGGCCAUAUCGCGUAAUCCAGAACGGAAUAAUGCAGGGUGGCAUGUCUGUCAUCCAUCUCCACGGAGAAGACACAGUUGAAGUUGACAAGAUAUCGACUGAAAUCAACCUUGUGAUUAAGGAGAGAGUCAACAAGUUGGAUGUCGGUCCAAGGAACAGAGAAAGGGUCUAUGAGGAGAUUUCACAGAGGGAAAAUAGGACGUACUUAUGGGCUCAUCUCAUUUGCGACAUGCUUUCCGAAGUCGACUUUGUCACCAGCGACCUGCACGAACACCUUCGCCAACUUCCAGCCACAGUCGAGGAUAUGUACGAGAACAUCUUGAAUAGGAGCAGCGAUAUACGCAAGGCCAAAACCUUACUGCACAUUGUUGUUGUAGCAGCCAGGCCCUUUUCUUUGGAGGAGAUGGCAAUGGCGAUGGCUGUGGAGAGCUGUUCCUCUUCAGACGAGAAACCCCCUGUCAUUGAGACCGCGAUAUUCCAGAAGAGCAUUCGAAAUAUUUGCGGCCUUUUUCUGGUCAUCAAGGAUGAUAAAGUCUUUCUGAUACACCAGACCGCAAGGGAAUUCCUUACUAAAGAGUCCAGCAGAUCCGCGCGUAAGGCGGCUAGAUCUGGAACUGCUUUGAACUGGAAGGGAUGCUUGGAUCAGGAUGAGUCGAACAAACUCAUGACAAGCAUAUGCCUCCGAUAUUUACUCUAUGUGGGUGAUCACGAUCCACCGCCACGAGCGGAAGGCGGCCUGAAGUACGAGUUCGAAGUGACAACGAUGUACGAAUACGCCGCGACUUACUGGAUCUCUCAUUAUCAGAGUUCGAACCUGUACGGAUCUUCAGAGUUCAUCCGUGACAUUCUUCGACUAUUUGACACGGAGUGGCCGAGUUGCCGCAUAUGGCACAACGUCUUCGAGUGGAACCAUCGUAUGAGUUUCUAUCUCGAACAUGCAUAUGAGCACAACGGGUCAUGUCGCAUGACCUCACUCGAAUUGGUGUCAUUUCAUGGGUUGGAAGCCCCGUUUAAGACACUACUUAAAGAAGGAACGCACAAUCUGCUCGAAAGUAAGGCAUUGUUUUAUGCUGUCGAAUCUGGAAAUAAUGACUUGGUUCAACUAAUAAUCGACGAGAUGAUGAAUCAGCCAAACUUCUUCUCACGUCGAAACAGCUUUAAGAUAAACUUGCAUCUGCUGUUGGCAGUAGAUGGAAGGCAUGAAGCCAUCUUUGAAACAAUCAUGAAUUUCAAGAGGGCAGAAAUUGACCGAUCGUACGAAAGAAUCGCACCAGGGCAUGUCGAGCAGAUCGGAAGAUCGACAGGCCCUUCAACCAGAAACGAAUUAGGCGAAAAGGUUAAACAUUCUAGGGGGAGAAAACGUUCUACAUCAAUCCGAUAUUGUCCCAAAGAAAGCUGGUUGGAGCAAGAGGCACUUAUUCGUGCAGCGAGAAGCGGGCAGCUGGCAAUUGUCAGGAAGCUUCUGAAAAAGUUUAGAGUCGAUCCUGCAUAUGCACAAGAUUCAAACGGCAACAAGCCCUUUGCAAAUGCAGCGAAAUAUGGACACGUCGAUGUGGUAAAGUUUCUCUUGAAAUAUCGCAGAGUUGACCCUGACACGCAGAUUUCCGCGUUGGGCAUCCAAGGGGGAAUCAAUCAGUAUGGUUUCUAUUACUAUGACCUCCCUGAGCAUGCUGCGAGUCAAACGCCUAUUUCACUUGCGGCGGAACAUGGACAUCUGGAUGUGGUCAAUGUUCUUCUUGAGUCUGGCAAGGUCCGUUCAGACUCACGAGAUGAUCAUGGCCGCACACCCCUUUCACAUGCGGCGAGACAUGGACAUCUGGAUGUGGUCAAUGUUCUUCUUGAGUCUGGCAAGGUCCGUCCCGACUCACAAGAUAAUUACGGCCGUACAUCCCUUUCACAUGCUGCUGGAGCCAGAUAUUUGGACGCUGCAGAGAAAUUGCUAAAAAUCGACAGAGUCGAUAUCAACUCCAGAGAUGCCGGUGGAAUAACGCCGCUCGCAUAUGCAGCUCGUCAUGGGAAUUAUGCAGUAGUAAAGACGUUUCUGGAUACUGGCAAUGUCGACGAGAGGUCUAAGAUGCUAUCUCUCGCUCUUGCGGUACAGGACUGGCAUGAAACCAUCGUCGAUAUUGUCGACUUGCUCUUGAGUUCCGACAGCCUUGAAGCCAACUUGAGCGAUGAAACAAAAAUGAAACUGACUUCACUGGCAGUAAAGAAUUAUCACCUGCCUGUUCUUCGUUUUCUGCAUGAAAGGUGGAAACCAUAUCUUGGUCUGACCAAUACACGCAGGAUACUCGAUGGAAGCCUGAUCGCCCAAGCCAUUACGAGCCCAGUGCGUGUAUUCGAGUAUAUAUUCGACGCUGGGCAAUUGGAUGUCAACGUUGAAUACAGCUGGGAGCAUGAGAACGGCAGCAUUCAUUAUUCUACACUCCUUCGACGAGCCGCAAGAGAAAAUAUGCCUGGGAUCGUGAAAGCUCUGCUUUCCAGAGGAGCCGACGUCAACUUAAGAUCGGGAAGGAAGGGCGAGACACCCCUUAUCACUGGCGUCAAGUGCUGUCACUGGAGUGCCGUGGACGCCUUGCUCUUUGCGGGAGGGAUAGACCUCAGCUUGAGAUAUCGUGGCCAGGCACUGGAAAAUCUAGAGAGGAUCAUCUCGGAAGGUCAAUAA
Molecule: messenger RNA, 3885 nt
Organism: Colletotrichum paranaense
Lineage: Eukaryota; Fungi; Ascomycota; Sordariomycetes; Glomerellales; Glomerellaceae
Exons: 3
Coding region: 1-3885 (1294 amino acids)
Molecular function (GO): protein binding
Source: RefSeq, a predicted model, not a curated record